Molecule: messenger RNA, 939 nt
Organism: Pyricularia pennisetigena
Lineage: Eukaryota; Fungi; Ascomycota; Sordariomycetes; Magnaporthales; Pyriculariaceae
Exons: 2
Coding region: 1-939 (312 amino acids)
Biological process (GO): ribosome biogenesis; cytoplasmic translation; ribosomal large subunit assembly
Cellular component (GO): cytosolic large ribosomal subunit
Molecular function (GO): structural constituent of ribosome; large ribosomal subunit rRNA binding
Source: RefSeq, a predicted model, not a curated record
AUGGGGGGCAAGACCGGUAACAAGGCUGGCUACUUCGACAAGCUCAAGGGCUUGCUCGAGGAGUACAAGUCCAUCUUCAUCGUCGGUGUCGACAAUGUCAGCUCGCAGCAGAUGCACGAGAUUCGCCAGUCGCUCCGCGGCGAGGCUGUCGUCCUGAUGGGCAAGAACACCAUGGUUCGUCGUGCCCUCAAGACCUUCAUCUCCGAGUCUCCGGAGUACGAGCGUCUCCUGCCUUACGUCAAGGGCAACGUUGGUUUCGUCUUCACCAACAGCGACCUGAAGGAGAUUCGCGACAAGAUCCUCCAGAACCGUGUCAGGGCCCCCGCCCGUGCCGGUGCCGUCGCCCCCGACGAUGUCUGGAUUCCUGCCGGAAACACCGGUAUGGAGCCCGGCAAGACCUCGUUCUUCCAGGCCCUCGGUGUCCCCACCAAGAUUGCCCGUGGUACCAUUGAAAUCACCACGGACCUCAAGCUCGUUGAGGCUGGUGGCAAGGUCGGAGCCUCCGAGGCCACCCUGCUCAACAUGCUUAACAUCUCUCCCUUCACCUACGGUCUUACCGUCGAGCAGGUCUACGACCAGGGCAACUGCUUCCCCUCCAGCGUCCUGGACAUUGGCGAGGAGCAGCUCCUCAAGACGUUCAGCUCGGCCAUUGCCACCAUCGCCUCCAUCUCGCUGGCCCUCAACUUCCCCACCUGGCCCUCCGUCAUCCACUCGCUUGUCAACUCGUACAAGAACAUCCUGUCCAUUGCCCUCGAGACCGAGUACAGCUUCCCCGCCGUCGAGGAGCUCAAGGACCGCAUUGCCAACCCCGACGCCUACGCCUCGGCGGCCCCUGCCGCCGCCGCCGGCGGUGGCGACGCCCCGGCCGCUGAGGCCAAGAAGGAUGAGUCUGAGGAGGAGCAGUCCGACGAGGACAUGGGUUUCGGUCUCUUCGACUAA